CCUUGGUACAGUAAAACGUUUUAAUGUUAGCAUAAUUUAAGCUAAAUCUCAGAAACGAUCUAGAAAGAUUCAAAAUCAGUUAAUUGUUUACUUGUAUAUGCUAGUGUAUGAUUUGUCGACAUCUUAUUUUGAAAACCGGAUGUUGUUUCACGUAGUUCUUUCCGCUAACUUUGUAAAACCGGAUGUUGUGUCACGUGAAUCCUGCCGCUAACUUUAUCAAAACCCUUGCGCGCUCCCGAUCGAAUGCGUUUACCGUGAACAUCAGUCUAUAGGUGCACAGAAAUUUAAGUGUCGGCUGAGUUGACCAAGGAGAUCCGAGUGUCGGCUGAGUUGACCGCAGUUUCCGAGUUCGAACCGAAAGAGAAAAUGGCACAAAAACUCAGGAAAGAAGAAACUCUCGAAAUGAGGAAGAGAUUUAUUGGGCAGUCAUGUAGACUGUUUUAUUCAGAUGACCCUGUUAAAAUAGUGAAAGCAAGAGGCCAAUAUCUAUUUGAUGAAAACGGCAAGCGCUAUCUGGAUUGCAUCAGCAACGUUCAUCAUGUGGGCCACUGUCACCCCAGCAUUACUGCAGCUGCAGCAGCACAAAUGGACCUACUGAACACCAAUGCACGAUUCCUGCAUGACAACAUAGUCUUGUAUGCAGACCGCCUGGCUGCCACCCUGCCUGAGAAACUGUGUGUGUUCUACUUUGUUAACUCAGGUUCAGAGGCCAAUGAUCUUGCCCUACGCCUGGCACAGCAGUACACCCAGCAUGAUGAUGUCAUUGUGCUUGACCAUGCAUACCAUGGGCAUCUAAUGUCUCUCAUCGACAUUAGUCCAUACAAGUUCCGGAAACUGGCAGGACAGAAAGAAUGGGUUCAUGUGGCCCCGUUACCAGACACUUACCGAGGCAUUUACAGAGAGGAUCACCUCAACCCUGGCCAAGCAUACGCCGAUACAGUAAAAGACCUAAUCGAGGAGGUGCACAGGAAAGGUCGUAAGAUCUCUGCCUUCUUUGCUGAAUCAUUGCCAAGUGUUGGAGGACAAAUCAUUUUGCCCCAAGGAUACUCAACGAAAGUUGCAGAAUACGUGCGCUCAGCUGGUGGAGUGUUUGUGGCAGACGAGGUGCAGACCGGCUUUGGCCGUGUGGGAAGUCAUUUCUGGGCGUUCCAGCUGCAAGGGGAGGGUUUCUGUCCCGAUAUAGUGACCAUGGGUAAACCAAUGGGCAACGGGCACCCCCUGGCUUGUGUGGCAACCACUGUCGAAAUAGCCGAAGCUUUCACAGCCAAUGGAGUGGAGUACUUCAAUACGUUUGGAGGGAAUCCAGUGUCCUGCGCAAUCGGCCUUGCAGUGCUCGAUGUGAUCGAGAAUGACGAUCUAAGAGGAAACGCCAUAAGGGUGGGAGCACAUCUUAAAGAUUUGCUCACAAAGAUACAAACACGGCAUCAAAUGAUUGGCGAGGUCCGAGGUGUGGGACUGUUUGUGGGUCUCGAGCUGGUUACCGACAGGGAGCGCAAGACUCCAGCCACAGCAACAGCAGCACGUGUGGUGAAGAGGUUGAAAGAGGAGGAUAACAUCUGCGUCAGUACAGAUGGCCCCUGGGAAAGUGUCGUGAAGUUUAAACCCCCUAUGUGUUUCAGUAUGGAGGACGCAGAGCUGGUGGUACAAUGUAUUGACCGCAUCCUCACAGACAUGGAAGCCAAUGACAGUUAACCGGAAAAGGAAGACAUCUAAGUUGUUGAGUGCCAUUUUGAGGCAUCACUUUAGUAGAACGAGGAGAUGUAAGCAGUCACAUAACGGAUGAAACAGCCAAUUGGAAGAGUUGCCACCUGAAAGACAGUCGGCUAUGAAAGAUGCUAAUGUAAAAACCAUUGAACUGCCACAAAUGUUUCUAUCAAGAAACUAAUAAAUAAAAUUCUCUUUAAAACCUGA
Molecule: messenger RNA, 1911 nt
Organism: Pseudoliparis swirei
Lineage: Eukaryota; Metazoa; Chordata; Actinopteri; Perciformes; Liparidae
Gene: phykpl
Product: 5-phosphohydroxy-L-lysine phospho-lyase
Exons: 13
Coding region: 367-1692 (441 amino acids)
Cellular component (GO): mitochondrion
Molecular function (GO): transaminase activity; pyridoxal phosphate binding
Source: RefSeq, a predicted model, not a curated record